Messenger RNA from Lathyrus sativus (Indian pea), 204 nucleotides. NCBI's taxonomy places the organism in Eukaryota, Viridiplantae, Streptophyta, Magnoliopsida, Fabales, Fabaceae. The record is from the annotation of a GenBank genome assembly.
AUGGGAGGCUCUGGUUAUAAUUACAUUUUGAGAUGCCCCGUGACUCAUGGUGGCAUGAGGAUUUAUGAAAAAUUAAACUGCUUCUUCUGCAAUGCAGUUUGGAGAAACAUGUAUCCUAAAGCUCAUGUGAAGACGCUGCAUAGGAUGGAUAUCUCUAAUUAUCAUCUUAUGUUACUUACCCUCAUGGAUAUUGAGCUUAGAUAG